AUGGAUCUAGAUUUCUGUGCCAUGCUAUAUAAAGCUUGGUUGUAAGAGCAUGUUAUUCAAUCUAAAAUGUAUUUCGUCUGCUUUUUGGGAUAUUUAAAUAAGAAGGAUUUUCUAGAAGCAUUUGUUGUGCUCAUUCUUAAUUUAAAUAAAUUCUAACAAAAUUUUGAUUGUGUCAUUGUAGAUAACAAGAAAACCUAGAUUUGCAAGAACUAAUCAAAUGGAACAUGAAAAUUUUAGGGAAAUGGCUCGAGGAUAAAAAUUAGUGUUCAUUUGCUAAUGGAAACAAUGAAUAAAUAGGUAAAUAGCCUGUGAAUUACAAAUUUAAAAAAAAAUAAUGCAGAAACUAUCAUAAGAUUGGCUCAUAUUCUUAUGAUUUAAGUAGCUAAUAAGAAUACUCAAAGAUAGAGGAUAAGAUGAAAUGGGUGAAGACGUACUUAGAGAAGUAGUUCAAAUAGAUAUUAGUUGCCUUUACUUUGUAUUGGGUAGAUAUAUUGUAAUUCAAUCAAUAUAGUAAAUGGAUAUUAUAAGAUGUUAAAGAAUAUUCAAAAGAUUAUCAAGAAGUUGA
This is a messenger RNA of Paramecium octaurelia, 565 nucleotides long. Lineage: Eukaryota; Ciliophora; Oligohymenophorea; Peniculida; Parameciidae. The record is from the annotation of a GenBank genome assembly.